UUUCGAAAUAGACUUGUUUGCGUGGUAGAUACAUUGUAGUUGUUUGAUAGUGUAAAUCUGUUAGGGAUUAUCUCAACACUUUUACACAUUGUUAGGGACAAUAUAGUUCUUUUGCCGUUUGUUGUUUUUUGUUGUUUACAGCCGAAGACGUGAUGCCGAGCCACCCUCUUCGAGUUGCGGUGGUGUGCUCUAGCAACCAGAACCGCAGUAUGGAGGCUCACAAUAUCCUCAGUAAACGAGGGUUUGAUGUCCGUUCAUUUGGGACAGGCUCACAUGUGAAGUUGCCUGGCCCUGCACCGGAUAAGCCAAAUGUGUACGACUUCAAAACUACAUACGAACAGAUGUACAACGACUUGGUUCGCAAGGAUAAGGAACUAUAUACACAGAAUGGUAUUCUUCAUAUGUUAGACCGUAACAAACGCAUCAAAGCAAAGCCAGAGCGUUUCCAAAACUGCAAGGACAAGUUUGAUCUGAUCAUCACUUGUGAGGAGAGGGUGUAUGACCAAGUACUAGAGGAUUUUAACUCUAAAGAGGAAGAGUUGUCACAGCCUGUGCAUGUCAUCAAUGUAGAUAUUCAAGAUAACCAUGAAGAAGCCACUCUGGGAGCUUUCCUCAUUUGUGAACUGUGUCAAUGUCUUCAACACACGGAUGACAUGGAGAAUGAAAUUGAUGAGCUCCUACAAGACUUGGAGGAUAAAAGUAAAAGGACUUUCCUACACACUGUGUGCUUCUACUGAAUGAAUAGAAAAUGCAAUAAUCACACGUUCCAAUAACAAGCAUUCAGAUCACAAACUAUGGACAGUGUCCCAUCAUAGGUAACAUAAUUUACAGUGUGCCUGUUGAAGCUCAGAGCCACAAAAGCUGGACUGAACAUGGCUGCUGUGAUGAAAGUGAAUCCCUUAGGUGAAAAUGUUACCUCCCAGAAGAGUAGGAACUGCCUGCUUGAGCUCUGGCUUUUUCUGCAGGGCCUCUAUCCCUGUACAGUCAAAUCACUCAACCAUGCAACUCAUAAGCAUUCAGCACAGGUGACUCUUUGAAAUGAAUUUUUGUAUGGCAUAUUACCAUAGAUGAGAUUUUUUUUUUGUCCUGUAAAUUUCCGUAAUUCUAAUUCACAAGCAUUUAGUUUUCACCUUGGGUAUCCAGGAUUGUAUUUAUUUCAAGGGGUCAAACUGAGAGAAGUAACUGAGUGGAUUAUUCUAUGCGACUGUAAUGAUGAGAAUUAAGUUAAAUAUUUGUUGCCUAAUAAUAAGUAACCAAAUGUACAGAAGCUCUUCAAUGUAUUUUCUGUAUAAUGUGUACAUUUAUAAUCAAGGUGCACUUGCUGUAUAUCAGGGCAUCUUUUUUUUUUUUUUUUUUUUUUGUAAAUUGAAGUUUUUUGUUAGAAGAGCUCAAAUGAGUGCCUGAUUUUCUGUAUGAAUUUGAUUCUGCAAAAAAUUGUUGAUGAAAGUAGUUUGUCUCUCAGUUUGUUAAACUUGCUCUUCACAGCGUAUACGAGCAAACCAUCAAAUCAUUUUAGAUUUGACUGGUUCCAGUAAUGUCUAGUUGGGGUGUGUUGAAAGAUAAAAGAAUAAAUAGGAUAUCACCCCCUCAAAUCAGAAAAAAACAUGUCAACAUCUUGUUUUACUUUGACAAAUGAAUAAAUUACGUAAACAGUCA
Molecule: messenger RNA, 1656 nt
Organism: Boleophthalmus pectinirostris (great blue-spotted mudskipper)
Lineage: Eukaryota; Metazoa; Chordata; Actinopteri; Gobiiformes; Gobiidae
Gene: ssu72
Product: SSU72 homolog, RNA polymerase II CTD phosphatase
Exons: 5
Coding region: 153-737 (194 amino acids)
Biological process (GO): termination of RNA polymerase II transcription
Cellular component (GO): nucleus; mRNA cleavage and polyadenylation specificity factor complex
Molecular function (GO): RNA polymerase II CTD heptapeptide repeat phosphatase activity
Source: RefSeq, a predicted model, not a curated record